CUUUAAUGCUAAACCAGCCUAGCUUAUCGUCGCUGUUCUUAGCUAUCCAUGACAGUGGCUCCGGGGCGUUGUUUUUUGUUUUUUUUAUCAUCUAAACCGAUAAAUUAGUCACGUUUAAGCCGCCGGAGAGCGUCCUUUGCUGGGAAUUUCCUUCAGGAUGAUUCCUACGGAGGAUGCGUCCGCCAGGAAGCGGGAAAUCGAGGAGAAACUCAAGCAGGAGCAGGAGACGCUGUCGUUCAUCCGGGAGAACCUGGAGAAGAGCGAUCAGCUGACCAAAAACAUGGUUUCCAUCCUGUCUUCGUUCGAGAGCCGUCUGAUGCAGCUGGAGAACUCCAUCAUCCCGGUUCACAAGCAGACAGAGAACCUGCAGCGGCUGCAGGAGAACGUGGACAAAACUCUGUCCUGCAUGGACCACGUCAUCAGCUACUACCACGUGGCCAAAGACACCGACAGGAUCAUCAGAGAGGGGCCUACAGGCAGACUGGAUGAGUAUCUUGCUUGUAUUGCAAAGAUUCAGAAAGCUGUCGAAUACUUUCAAGACAACAACCCAGACAGCCCUGAACUCAACACAGUGAAAGCGCGCUUUGAGAAGGGGAAGGAGCUGCUGGAGGCAGAGUUCCGCAGCCUCCUGACCCGCUACAGUAAACCUGUUCCCCCCAUCCUCAUCCUGGAUGCCAUCAGCGUGGAUGAAGAGCUGGAGGUCCAGGAGGAGGUGGUGCUGGAACACCUGCCUGAGGCCGUUCUUCAGGACAUCAUCUGCAUCGCCGGCUGGCUGGUGGAGUACGGGCGCAACCAGGACUUCAUGAACGUCUACUUCCAGAUCAGGUCCAGCCAGCUCGAUCGCUCCAUCAAAGGCCUCAAGGAGCAUUUCCGCAAGAACAGCGCCUCCUCCGGUGUCCUCUACUCGCCCGCCGUCCAAACCAAACGCAAGGAUACGCCGACUAAAAAGGCCCCGAAGAGACCAGUCUACAUCCCAGGGACCAUUCGCAAGGCUCAGAACCUUCUGAAACAGUACUCACAGCAUGGGCUGGAUGGGAAAAAGGGGGGCUCUAACCUCACUCCUUUGGAAGGAAAGGAUGAUGUCCUGGACAUCGAGAUUGAUUCGUACAUCCACUGCAUCAGUGCCUUCGUCAAGCUGGCUCAGAGCGAGUACGCGCUGCUGACUGAGAUCAUCCCCGAGCACCACCAGAAGAAGACCUUUGAUUCCCUCAUUCAGGAGGCGCUGGACAAUCUGAUGCUGGAGGGGGAGAACAUCGUGGCUGCAGCUCGCCGGGCCAUAAUGCGCCACGACUACUCGGCCGUCCUCACCAUCUUCCCCAUCCUCAGACACCUGAAGAUGAACAAGUCUGAGUUUGAUACAACGCUGCAGGGGACGGCGGCGAGCACCAAGAACAAGCUGCCCACCCUCAUCACCUCCAUGGAGACAAUUGGAGCCAAAGCUCUGGAGGAGUUUGCAGACAGCAUCAAGAAUGAUCCUGAUAAGGAAUACAACAUGCCCAAGGAUGGAACAGUCCACGAACUGACCAGCAAUGCCAUCCUGUUCCUGCAGCAGCUGCUGGACUUUCACGAGACUGCUGGAGCCAUGCUGGCCUCACAAGUACUGGGGGACACUUACAAUAUACCUUUAGACCCCCGAGAGACGAGUUCAGCCAGCAGCUACGCCUCCGACUUCAACAAAAAGCUCCUCAGUACCUACAUAUGUAAGGUUUUGGGGAACUUGCAGCUUAACCUGCUCAGUAAAUCCAAAGUGUACGAGGAUUCAGCUCUGAGCGCCAUCUUCCUGCACAACAACUACAACUACAUCCUCAAGUCGCUGGAAAAGUCUGAGCUGAUCCAGCUGGUGACGGUGACUCAGAAGCGAGCAGAGAGCUCCUACAGGGAGCUCAUAGAGCAGCAGAUCGACACGUACCAGCGCAGCUGGGUGAAAGUCACGGAGCACCUGACCGACAAGAACAUGCCUGUCAUACAGCCCGGCACCAAGCUGAAAGAUAAAGAGCGACAAGUGAUUAAAGACAAAUUCAAGGGGUUUAAUGAUGGCUUGGAGGAGCUGUGUAAGAUCCAGAAGGGCUGGGCCAUCCCGGACAAAGACCAGAGAGACUUCAUCCGGCAGGCUCAGAAGAAGGUGGUGUCUGAUGCCUACAGAGCCUUCCUGCAGAGAUGUGCCAACAUUUCCUUCACCAAGAACCUCGAGAAGUAUCACAAGUAUCGACCGGAGGAGGUGGAGGAGAUGAUCGAGAAGCUGUUCGACACAUCUGCCUGAGGAGGAGCCUCUUCCCCCACGUGCACCUCCACCCCCAGAGAAACACGAGCUCCUUCGGCCAAAGGCCCUCCCCGCGCUGCCGUCACCCUGUGGCUAAAUAAUGUUUUGUACAAAGAUGUGAACAUGAUGUAUUUAUGUAAUUUAGCCACUCCAGCUCAACAUUUCAGACAAAUAAAGGGAACUCUGAAUUAACCUG
Messenger RNA from Archocentrus centrarchus (flier cichlid), 2456 nucleotides. RefSeq names its product exocyst complex component 7 (gene exoc7). The transcript is spliced from 21 exons. Gene Ontology annotation, biological process: exocytosis. Bases 158 to 2260 code for a protein of 700 amino acids. The record is from RefSeq and is a predicted model, not a curated record. Lineage: Eukaryota; Metazoa; Chordata; Actinopteri; Cichliformes; Cichlidae. Gene Ontology annotation, cellular component: exocyst. Gene Ontology annotation, molecular function: phosphatidylinositol-4,5-bisphosphate binding.